Leishmania braziliensis MHOM/BR/75/M2904 is the source of this 660-nucleotide messenger RNA. RefSeq lists its product as hypothetical. The transcript has a single exon. Bases 1 to 660 code for a protein of 219 amino acids. The record is from RefSeq and is a predicted model, not a curated record. Lineage: Eukaryota; Euglenozoa; Kinetoplastea; Trypanosomatida; Trypanosomatidae.
AUGAAAGCCUUCUUUAUAACAGUUUUAGUCGCCAUUUUGGCCGCUACAUUAGUGUCGGCCGGUAUGACCGAGUCUGAUUUUAAGAAGAUGAAAGUUAAAGAUAUUCGUGCUUUCUUGAUGGACCGCGGGUUGGAGUGUAUAGGGUGCCAGGAGAAGAGCGAUUUUGUUCGCAUGGCAUACCAACACCGCGACAAAAGCCCUAUCGGAAGUGCGAAAAAGCGAGAGAUUCCCAGCAAAAAGUUCUGGGAGGCAUGGAGUGACAUCGCGAAACAGGAAUGCCAAAAUGCUGUGAAGCGGCGUGGGAACGAUGCAGAUGCUGAACCAUUUUCUAUCAUUUGCGACACCAUACAUUCUGCAGCUGAUUCAUACCUGAUGCAGCACGGCAGGCGUGUUGCCAACCAGCUCAAGAAAACGCCGCUCCACUUGCUGGAGACCUCAUUUAAAGACGUUUAUUAUGAAGCUGGGCUUCACCUAUUCCAGACGCUGGCGGAUUACUGCCUCGCAUCCCCUUCGUCACAGACAGCGUGUCAGUCAUUAGGGUCUGUCUUGAGUACGAUGGAUGGUUCUUCUGGUGCGAAUUUUAAGGUUUGGACUACCAAUGUCGGCAUUGAAAAUACAAAUCCCAUGUAUGACAUCAUCGGUGAACAUGCUGAUUUGUGA